CGGGCUGGGAUGGCAGCGAUGUGGACGUCGCUCGGCACCGUCUCGGAGCCGGCCGGCCCCAGGGCAGCCAGCGGCCGCUUCUGGGCCGCCGUCCUGGGAGCAGCGGCGGGGCUCUUCCUCCUCGGGUUCCUCAUCGGCUGGUUUGUAAAGCCUAUAGAAAAGAAGACAUCUCUGAGUACUCAUGAGGACAUGAAGACAGCAUUUAUGGCUGAAAUGAAAGCUGAAAACAUCAAGCAAUUUCUUCACAAUUUUACACAGCUUCCUCACCUAGCAGGAACAGAGGAGAAUAUGCAUCUGGCACAGCAAGUCCAAGCUGAGUGGAAGACCUUUGGUUUGGAUUCUGUUCAGUUAGUUCAUUAUGAUGUCUUGCUCUCUUACCCUGAUGACACUAAGCCCAACUACAUCUCAAUAAUUGACGAGCAUGGAAAUGAGAUUUUCAACACAUCGUUAUUUGAGCCUCCUCCUCCAGGAUAUGAAGCUGUUAGAGAUGUGGUGCCACCCUACAGUGCGUUUUCAGCUCAAGGAAUGCCCGAGGGUGAGUUAGUGUAUGUGAAUUACGGCCGCACUGAGGACUUCUUCAAGUUAGAACGUGUAAUGGGAAUUAACUGUACGGGAAAGAUUGUUAUUGCCAGAUAUGGGAAGAUCUUCAGAGGAAAUAAGGUGAAGAAUGCUGAAUUGGCAGGUGCCACGGGAAUUAUUCUGUACUCUGACCCUGCUGACUACUGUGCCCCAGGAGUAGACCCCUAUCCAAAUGGCUGGAAUCUUCCAGGUGGAGGAGCCCAGCGUGGGAAUGUAUUAAACCUUAAUGGGGCAGGCGAUCCUCUGACACCAGGUUAUCCUGCAAAAGAAUACACCUACCGAUUAGAUAAAACAAGUGGUGUAGGUCUCCCAAAAAUUCCGGUUCAUCCUAUUGGCUAUCACGAUGCAGAGUCAUUACUGCGUAAUAUGGGAGGACAUGCACCACCUGAUAGUAGCUGGAAAGGAAAUUUGAAUGUAUCUUACAACGUUGGUCCUGGUUUCGCAGCAAGUUAUUCUACAAGAAAGGUGAAAAUGCACAUUCAUAACAACAACGAAGUAAGAAGGAUUUACAAUGUGAUUGGUACUAUCAGAGGCACAGUGGAACCAGACAGAUAUGUCAUCCUGGGAGGCCACCGUGACUCAUGGGUAUUCGGUGGCAUUGAUCCGCAGAGUGGGGCAGCUGUGGUUCACGAGAUUGUGAGGAGCUUUGGAAAACUGAAAAAGGAAGGAUGGAGACCAAGGAGAACAGUGAUAUUUGCAAGCUGGGAUGCAGAGGAAUUUGGCUUGUUAGGAUCAACAGAGUGGGCUGAGGAAAAUGCCAAAGUAUUGCAAUCACGAGGAGUGGCUUAUAUCAAUGCAGAUUCUUCAAUUGAAGGAAACUACACACUGCGAGUGGAUUGCACACCACUGAUGUACAGUCUGGUGUACAGUCUGACUAAAGAGAUACCAAGUCCUGAUGAGGGUUUUGAAGGAAAAUCUCUUUAUGAGAGUUGGUAUAAAAAAAAUCCAUCAAGUGAAUAUAAAGAGGUCCCCAGAAUAAAUAAGCUGGGUUCUGGCAAUGACUUCGAAGUCUUUUUUCAACGUCUUGGCAUCGCUUCAGGCAGAGCACGUUACAGUAAAAAUUGGAACAUAGAAAAAUAUAGCAGCUAUCCAGUUUACCACAGUGUCUAUGAAACCUAUGAAAUUGUGGAGCAGUUCUACGAUCCCACUUUCAAGAAUCAUCUGACAGUAGCUCAGGUACGAGGAGGGCUGGUGUUUGAAUUGGCCAACUCUGUUGUGCUUCCUUUUGACUGUAGAGAUUAUGCAUCAGCUGUGAGCAACUAUGCUCAUAUCAUCUAUAAUUUGUCAAGGAAUCAUGAAGAGGAACUGGCAACAUACAACGUAUCCUUUGAUGCUCUCUUUUCAGCUGUGAAGAAUUUUACAGAAGUUGCUACUAGCUUUCAUGAGAGACUGCAACAAGUAGAUAUCAAUAACCUACUUGCUGUCAGAUCACUAAAUGAUCAGCUCAUGUUUCUAGAAAGGGCUUUUAUUGAUCCUCUUGGAUUACCUGGAAGGCCGUUUUAUAGACAUGUUAUAUUUGCUCCAAGCAGCCAUAACAAGUAUGCCGGAGAAUCCUUCCCAGGGAUCUAUGAUGCCAUGUUUGAUAUCGAAAGCAAAGCUGAUCAACAUGAAGCCUGGGAAGAAGUGAAGAGGCAAAUUUCCAUUGCAGCCUUCACUGUGCAGGCAGCAGCAGAAACACUGAAAGAAGUAGCAUAAAUAUCAACAACAUGAUCAUCAGUGAAGACAAAGUAUGGAAUUUUGCAAGAAGUCUUAAAAAUGGAUAAUUGAAAAAUACUAGGAGGAUUAUCACAAAGAACACAAAAUAAAAAAUAAUCUUGUUCUUUGCAUAUAAUAUACCCAAGUGGAAUGCAUUUAGCAAUGUUAACAAGGUAAUAUACUCCGUUCCAAGAGCUCAGGAUUUAGAUAUCUUGUGAAGUGAGAGUGAAAAAGUUUCAGGUUUUCUCUCAACUUUGUAUUUUAAGAAUUGCUAACCACUGGAUUUAUUUUCAGAGCUUUGAAUUUUGCUGGCUUGAUUAUUAUAGCUGUCUUCAUAGUGCAUCAGGAAAAUAGAAUUAAUUUCAUGUUUCUAUCAGUUUCUAAUUUUGUUGUGGACUUUUUAUUAUUUACCUUGGGAUUGUAUAAUUCUCCUCCAAGACAGACAUCUCAGCCCUGCUUUUACACAAAGACUCGUGUAUGAAGAUGGGAAAGCUGUGACAUACCAUUUGCGGGAUGUAUAAUGAUCAUAACAAGUUUUAGGCAGCCAGCCCAGAAUACUCAUCCAUGACAUUUCUUCUCCUCACAUGCUGAACCUUGCAGCUGUUUGCAAAUAAAUUUAAGCAAGAAGUUUUCUAGUCACUGGAGUAAAAACAAGGCAGACGUAUAGCCAUCUUACAAAAUGUCUUUUGAGAAGACAAACUUCUUUUAUCCAAAAUCUACCCUUGCUGUACCUUGUCCAUAUAAAGUUGUUUUUAAUAUGAAGACAGUUAGAAGCAAAAAAAAUUCAUCGUGUCUGUAGUUUGAAAGGAUAGCAAAUUAUUGCGAUUUUGUAAAGUCUCUAUUUCUGAUUUUGGUGUGCUGCUGACUCUUAUGAUGGAGUACUCGAAAGAUCACAGUGGGACAACUGAGAUCAGACAGAGAAGACUCAGAAAAUCAGAUGCCUUUGUCUGACGCUCUGCCACUGGAGGAUUACUAACCUCUUGCACAGCUAAUAUUUUGUGUGAUUUGAUCUGCCAUUUUACCUGAGGCAUCUACCAUGUCUUAAAAGACUGUGUCCCAUGAUCUGGUGGUUUUCACUAUCAUGGUAGAUAAUUUUCCUUUCCGUAAGAUUUCAUUUAUUCAUAAAUAUCUCUACACUUCACAUUAAAACUUUUUAGGCAAGUUGCUAUAAUUAAGUCAUUAUUUUCCGUAACUGUUUGUCUUUCUGAUAAGGGGAAAUGCUCUUAUGCCCACAUUUAUUGCCCACUUAUUUUCACAUUUUUUAUGAAACUGAUUGGAGUAAACUAGGGAGAUUUCAUUCCAAAUCUAAUGUUGAUGGGAAACAUUGCUGCCUCUGUUGUAUCACUGCUGGUUGCUCCACUGCUCCACUUUGGCCAAUGGUGGAUUAAUUAUGAAUGUCUACAAUCCACUUCUCAAAAAUUAGCCAGGUUAGUUUAGUUGUCUUAACCUAGAGGAUUUUGUCAGCAGCAAUCAAAGGAAUGAUAAAACAAAUCUACCAUGUAGAGGGGGACAGCAAUAAACAUCUGUUGACCAGGUGGAUACAAUAACAGUAUUUUUCUGUUGCUAAGAAGGAUGAAUUGAAGUGCCAAACUCCAAAAUUGUGGAGAUCUUUCCCUGUGGGACCUGUAUGCUUCCCCACCAACUCUUUCUCUCAGCCCAGAAGACAUAAUUUUUUAAUCUCGAGUUUAACCAUAGCAUAGUUUCAUUUAAGUUUAAUUAGAGCCCUUUUUGGCAAUAGCUGGCAGAUAAUAUACAAUAUCAGGGCCCAGGACCUCAUGAAAUACAGUCUUAAACUACAGGAACAUCCAGUCAAAAAAAUAAAUCUGUUGGCCAUCCCUUAAUCACCGUAGGGAACAGGAUACAGGAGGCCUUAAGGUGAAGGGAGGGUAGGUCUAGUUUAGAUAUUAGGAAGAAAUUAUUUUCUGUGAUGGUGGUAAGGCACUGGCACAAGUUUCCUAGAGAAGUUGUGGAUGCCUCAUCUCUGGAAGUGUUCAGAUCUGGGUUGGAUGGAGUUUUAAGCAACCUGCUCUAGUGGAACAUUUCACUGCCCAUGGCAGGGUGGUUAGAACCAGAUGAUCUUUAAGGUCCCCUCUAACCUAAGCCGUUCUAUGGGUCUAUGACUGUUCCCCUGCACACAAAAAAUUCAAAGCUAACUAGUCCAGAGAGAGGAGGCUGGUUGUAACAUAGUGGUUUACAUGAGGUUUUGACAGGGUGGAAUUCAAACUUUUCCAGGAUUUGGGUCUGCUUUGUGACACAUCUUUGUUCAAUGCAAACCACAGCCUGCAGCUGUUGAAUUUUUAAAGCAAAUGGAACCUAACUUAAUUUUUUUAAGAGAAGAAUGUAUUUAGGUGGAUUCAGCCCAGCUCUUCUCCCAAGCCCUAGUGCAGUCUCCUAUUAAAGAGAUUUGAGGUCAGAGACUUUGUGCUACAUAUUAUUGUUUGGGGUGUUUCCAUUCUCACUUGUCAGCAUGAAGCCUUUCUGAUGUCCAUUCUGAGAAGAGUAGUACUUGGUGCUGACUAUUGGGUCUAAAUGCAUCCAGCAUUUUAUUUAAAUAAAAAUUUUAAAUGAAUAUGCUUUUUAGUCUUCAAGAACUUCUAUGGAAAUUCUGAUAAAAACAUUCUAUUCCCUAAAUAAUUUUUUGCUGUCAGUUUUCUAUGGAGUUUAAAUAUAGCCACUGCAGCUUCAUUCCUCAAAGACUAUUCAAGGCAAAAGUGGCUGGUGUCAUAACUGGACAGCAAAUGCCAAAGCCUAUGUAGCAAAUUACUGAAGCUACCUGAUUUUUAGUCAGCUAGGCAAGCCAUAUGUCAAACUAUAUGCAUGGAUGCAUAUGCAGCUCUUCUUUUCCUAUAUAUGUCACUAGGAUUACAACUUCUAAGCAGAAAGCAUAAAAUGAAAGAGUAGUUGUGUAUGCACUGAGAAAUGUAAUUUCACAUGAUUCAGUUACUAGGAUAAUACAAAGAAGUAAGCGUCGUAUUUCACAUUUAUGAACAAAAUCAGGCCAAUUGACAUUUAUCGAAAAAUAGAGACAUCUAGUUCCUGCCAGAAAGGUGGAGAAUAGUGGUUAUAUAAAUAAUAUGCAUUCAAAGCAGACAAGUGGAGAAUAAUGGUUAAAUAAUAAGUAAUAUGCUUUAAAAGCAGUGUUAAUAAGUUCUUGAGAACUUUCUAGCUGCACUGAGAAAUAUGUCCAGUCCACUGAUUCUUAGAGCUUAAAAAAACCUGUCUGAACCAGCCACAUGAUCAUGGAAGAGUAUGCAUUGAAGGAGCCUACUAAGGACAGGCCAGAUACAGGAAUAACUCCUUUUUAAGACAAUGUAUUUUUUGUUAGAUCUGCUAAAAUAUCUCAGGGGCAUAGCUAUUACCUAACUCAAGCCCUGAGUGUGAAAUUAAUUAGAUUAAAAAACCCAGAAGAAGUGAAGUGAAGUGAAGUGAAGUGAAGUGAAGUGAAGUGAAGUGAAGUGAAAAAGGAGCAGGUUUUUUUAAAGAAAGUAUUGCUAUCAUAUGAUCACAAAUUGGAUACUGUUCAGGUUUUCCAAAGAACUCCAUACAAUAAUCAUCCUGUGCACUAAGAGUCUAAAUCAAAUGAAAUUAAAACAUACGCAUGUGUGGAAAAGUGAGAAACUAUACCUGUAUUAAAUUGAAUCCUUAGCUUUCAUGAAACCAGCAAUGUCAAUGUUACUUUGGCUGGAAAGUCUGUUGACCUCACUGCAUAAUUUCUGAAUUCUUCUUGUAGAAGAAAGGGUCAAAGUUUGCAAUCUGGACUUGUCAGCUGCCAGCAAUGUAUAUUUUAUUUUAGCUGGAAUCUGAUAAUGGACUCACGAAGUUCAAGAUAACAAAGACUCUGACUCAAAGCAUCAACAUCUACUACCCUUUCAAACUGAUAGAAAGACUGCAGAGGCCAUGAGAGAGUUCAGGGGUCUGUGCAACUGGUAGACUCAGAAGGAAACUACUGAUUUGAAAUAGCAGUUGAGCAUUCCCCUGUUGCCAUUUUUCCUGCCAGGGCUGCCUUUCCCACAAACCCGAGACCUUUGAAUUCUCAAGCCACAAGUUCAACCUUUAGUCAAACAAUAGGUCAAGCAGCACAAUCAAGUAGCAUGUCUUUCUUGCUGCAAAUAUUAAGCUUUGGAGCACAGUUGCUGAGCAGCUACAGCCUACAGUUUACAAGCCCUGGCCUUUGUCCUGUGUAUUAUGCAUUUUUAAUGUACUAUUACUCGUUUAGCUAAUUGGCUGCAUAGCAUAAUUAUGCAUUCAACACACAAAUGCGUGGUAGUUUUGCAUCUGGCAUGUGUAUUCUUGUGAUUUUUUGAGCUUUUCUAUUUUGCCAGGGGUUUAUAUAUUCUGGCUAAGUAAACAUGUGUAGCUACCUGCAAGUUCUAAUAGCUUCAGCUGAACAUCAGUGUUGUUUUCACUAUCAGUGUGAGCAAUUCUCACCACUCCCAAACUCAAUAUGAGGAAUAUGCAGUAACUGGUAGUUUUCCUGUUAAUUUUAAAAGUUAUAUUAAUUUAAAGAAGUACUGUGCAUUCCGGAGUUUGUGUUUUGGACUGUUUUUUUGUUACAUGCUCUAAGGAAAGGAGUCCUUUUUCUCAGUAAUCUUUGGACAAUUUGUUUUGCGUAAUUUCUGUGACUUCUUAGAUGGUUUUACCUCCUAUCAGCUUCAAAUCUUUGAUUAAGCUUAGACUGAAGUGGGUGUUUUAAUAACUGAAUAAAAUACAUUUUUUCAGAGCUAUUAUCAGAGGCAUGCUCUUAGCAGUAUCUCGGGCUGGUAAUAUCUUUGUUCCAGCAGGAACAGGCCCAUGUAAAAGAACAGGGUGGCCAAUGGAUGUGAUUUUGAUUUGUCCAGGAAAUCACUCAAAGGAGGAUGAGCAUUUUGGGCUACUGGUCAUCUUAACAUCUCUGAGGUCUCUCCUUGGCUACUAAAUGAGAUGAUCAGUAGCAGCUAAGAGUGAGAUGAGGUUUGGUUUGGAGCAUCUUCUUACACCUUCUCAUAUAUGUGACUUUGCAUUUCAGGCAUGCUUUACUUCAGAUUGCCCCAUGUCAUGCUCACUUUUCUCUAACUCCAGUUACUGUGAGGAGCAUUUGUAAGACGUGAUACUAAAACUUUGGCUUUGUGAUUUAGUAAUAUGUGUGUGUGUAUGUGUAACCAAAUCUCAUCUUGCUUCUGUUUCACCUGGGAGAAUGGUAAUUACUUAGCCUUUAUGUGCUGUUUUUCUCCUCUUCCCAGGAAGUACAUAGAUGAGAUAAUUCAGGAAUACUUUUGUAAUUUAUCAGCAGGUAGUUUCAGAUGUUUAUAUACAAAAUAGAUAUAAUCAAAGAGAGAUGACAAAAAUUCUUGUGUUGUAAUGUUGCUGACCUUCACAACACACCAAGCUGAUUUAUAGAAUAGAACAGAACAGAACAGUUUGGGUUGGAAGGGUCCUCCAGAUAUCAUCUAGUCCACCUCCCCUCCUGCAGUAAGCAGGUACAUCUUCAACUGGAUCAUGCUGCUCAGAGCCCCGUCCAACAUGAUCAUGAAUAUUUCUGGGAUGGGGCAUCCAUCACCUCUGGGGCAACCUGUGCCAGUGCCUCACCACCUUCAUUAUAAAAAAAUUCUUCAUUAUAUCUAGUCUGAAUUUACCCUCUUUUAGUUUAAAACCAUCACAUCUUGUCCUAUUGCAACUGAAAGUCUGUCCCCGUCUGUACUGAACUUGCAUGGCAAGGUUUUGGUGGCAGAGGUGGCUUCUGUGAGGAGCUGCUGGAAGCUUCCCUCAUGUCUGAAAGAGCCAGUGCCAGCCAAGGCUGAACCCACUAGCAAUGGUGGUGGUACCUCUGGGAUAAGAGAUUUAAGAAGGGGAAGUAAGUUACUGCACAGAAGCAAUUAGAGCCAGACUAGAGAGGAUGUGAGAGAGGAACAGCCCUGCAGGCUCCAAGGUCAGUGAAGAAAGAGGGUUAGGAGGUUUUAAUUUUUGUCUUUGUUUCUCACUCUCCAAGUCUGUUUUAAUUUGUAGUAAAUUAAAUUAUUUAUCCCAAAGUGGAAUCCGGUUUGCUUAUAAUGGUAAUUGACAAGCAAUGUCCCUGUCUUUAUUUCAACCCAUGACCUUUUUCAUCUUAUUUCUUGUACCUGUCCUUUGUGUAGGGUAUGUGGUUGAAGACAGAUUUACACUGUAUGUUAUAUUGCAUUUAAUUGUAACAUAAUAUACUCCACCUGGGGCCAAUGCAUGGCAUGUAAGAACGUGUCACAACUAAUAACUAAUAGUUCUAGGACUGUAUUUUAAGUGGUAGAAGCCACCUUCUUGCUGCUGUUAUUCAACCUUAGCAUUGCUAAUGCCCUUGUCACUUUAAAAAGACGCAGGCAUAGAAAUAAAUACAUUUCAUACAUCCUCA
This is a messenger RNA of Myiozetetes cayanensis, 8632 nucleotides long. Its product is annotated as putative N-acetylated-alpha-linked acidic dipeptidase. The record is from RefSeq and is a predicted model, not a curated record. The transcript is spliced from 19 exons. Bases 10 to 2274 code for a protein of 754 amino acids. NCBI's taxonomy places the organism in Eukaryota, Metazoa, Chordata, Aves, Passeriformes, Tyrannidae. Gene Ontology annotation, molecular function: carboxypeptidase activity.